AAAAAAAAAACAAAAUCUAUAGCAAUAAAAGACGUCGAACCCGAUUGGCGUUCCUUCCUGGCUGCCAUUUAACCCGGUUUGGAAGAAGGAAAAAGCGGGGAGGAGAUAGAGAUAACGAGAGGGAGUGGAAGGAAGGAUGGGCGGAGCAUCUCUUCUCUCUGCGCUCGCUUGUGGAGUGAGCUCUUCCUCCAUUGGAGCUCCCCCGCACUCAUUCCUAUGCCCCACUCCCAACCGGAGGAGGAAAUCGCGCAGGAAAGUUCGGUGUGCGCCCAUCACUGCCCAGUUUGAGCUCAAGCCUCCUCCAUACCCAUUGGACUCGUUGGAGCCGCACAUGAGCCGGGAGACGUUGGAGCAUCACUGGGGCAGGCAUCACCGGGGCCAUGUGGACAGCCUCAACGCCCGAAUUGCCGGGACCCAACUGGAAGAAAUGGAGCUGGAGGACGUCGUCGUCGCCUCCUACAACAAGGGAAGCCCUCUACCUCCGUUCGUCCAUGCCGCCCAGGUCUGGAAUCAUGACUUCUUCUGGCGAUCCAUGGAACCAGGUGGCGGAGGGAAGCCAUCCGGAGAGCUCAUGGGAUUGAUCGAGAGGGACUUUGGUUCGUUCGAGCGAAUGCUGAAGGAGUUCAAAGAAGCUGCAUCGACCCAGUUCGGUUCUGGUUGGGCUUGGCUUGCAUACAAGGCGAAUAGGUUAGAUGUGGGGAAUGCUGUAAAUCCUUGUCCCUCCGAAAAGGACAACAAGCUUGUGAUAGCAAAGACUCCAAAUGCUGUGAAUCCUUUGGUUUGGGAUUACUCGCCCCUCCUUGCCGUUGAUGUUUGGGAGGUAUGUGAUUUUUCUUUUCUUUUCUUUCUUUCUUUCUUUGUCUUCUUUUUCUUGAAGUUGUACUCUGGCUGGCAAAGAGCAUGUACUGAUCUACCGUUAAUGUUUCGGUGCAAAUUUGUUCUGUUUGUGCAGCAUGCUUACUACCUUGACUAUGAGAAUCGGAGAGCUGAUUAUGUGUCCAUUUUUAUGGAAAAGCUUGUUUCAUGGGACAUUGUUAGCUCGAGGCUUCACAUAGCAACGGCUCGAGCAGCAGAGAGAGCAAGAGAAGAUGAGAGGAGAAGACGAGAAGAUGAUGUAGAAAUCACUAACAGAGAGGCUGUGGAGAUGUAUGUAGACAGCGACAAUGAUUCAGAGCCUGAAUGAAACAAACCAUGUUGUUUACUUUUACCAUAUGCCAAGAUAGUUAUGCGCAACUAAUGGUGAGCAGCUGGUAUUAUUUGGUUAAUAUAGGAGCACCUCUCUUCCAGUAGAA
Molecule: messenger RNA, 1292 nt
Organism: Phoenix dactylifera (date palm)
Lineage: Eukaryota; Viridiplantae; Streptophyta; Magnoliopsida; Arecales; Arecaceae
Source: RefSeq, a predicted model, not a curated record